Hibiscus syriacus is the source of this 605-nucleotide messenger RNA. RefSeq names its product transcription initiation factor TFIID subunit 10-like. The record is from RefSeq and is a predicted model, not a curated record. The transcript has 6 exons. Gene Ontology annotation, biological process: transcription initiation at RNA polymerase II promoter. Gene Ontology annotation, molecular function: promoter-specific chromatin binding; RNA polymerase II general transcription initiation factor activity. Bases 51 to 461 code for a protein of 136 amino acids. Gene Ontology annotation, cellular component: transcription factor TFIID complex; nucleus; SAGA complex. Lineage: Eukaryota; Viridiplantae; Streptophyta; Magnoliopsida; Malvales; Malvaceae.
AACGUAGUGACUAGCGAAGGCAGAAAGCAUAGUUGGGGAAAGCGAAGGAAAUGAGCCACAAUCCGCAAUCCAGCGAUGGGAAGCACGAUGACGACUCAACUCUCUCCGAUUUCCUUGCCUCUCUCAUGGAUUACACUCCCACUAUACCUGACGAACUGGUGGAACAGUACUUAGCCAAGAGUGGUUUUCAAUGUCCCGAUGUUCGAUUAAUAAGGCUUGUUGCUGUUGCUACUCAGAAGUUUGUUGCCGAGGUUGCGAGUGAUGCACUUCAGCAUUGCAAGGCAAGGCAGGAUGCAGUCGUCAAGGACAAAAGAGAUAAGCAGCAAAGGGAUAAGCGCCUAAUCUUGACGAUGGAUGAUCUCUCAAAGUCCUUGCGCGAGUAUGGGGUGAAUGUGAAGCACCAGGAGUAUUUCGCUGAUAGCCCAUCGACCGGGAUCGAUCCGGCUUCUAGAGAGGAAUAGUUGGAGUUCGACCAUGUUUGUAUUUAGUUGAUAACUUUUUGAGAUGCUAUUACUUGUGCUACCAUAUGCUGUCCACUUUUCAUCAACAUAAUAUGUGUUGGCUGUUGAAUAUUAAGGAUGAGUAAUACAUAGGAAAGUUUGUCC